Molecule: messenger RNA, 1635 nt
Organism: Diorhabda carinulata
Lineage: Eukaryota; Metazoa; Arthropoda; Insecta; Coleoptera; Chrysomelidae
Gene: noi
Product: splicing factor 3A subunit 3
Exons: 3
Coding region: 79-1581 (500 amino acids)
Biological process (GO): mRNA splicing, via spliceosome
Cellular component (GO): nucleus; spliceosomal complex
Molecular function (GO): RNA binding; zinc ion binding
Source: RefSeq, a predicted model, not a curated record
AUACAUAUUUAUCUAUGUUGUUUGAAUGCGAUUGUGAGUAAUGUGAUUUGUAUUGGUAGAAAUAAUAAUAUACAAGAAAUGGAAACUAUAUUAGAACAACAACGUCGUUACCACGAAGAAAAAGAACGUUUAAUUGAUGCUAUGGUAAAAGAAAUGCUUCAUAAAAAGAAUACUUACCGAGAAGCCAUAAAUUCCGACCACAGACAAAAAUAUUUACUAGAUAGAUAUAUGACUUCAACAGAGAGACUAAUAGAGCUUUACGAAGAUAAAGACGGUCAACGUAAAGCCGAAGUAGCCGCUUUAACUGGACCAAACGAAUUUCAAGAAUUUUACAGUAGGUUGAAGCAGAUUAAAGAUUUUUAUCGACGUCAUCCUAAUGAGAUCAGUGUUCCUAUGUCCGUUGAAUUUGAUGAAUUUUCCAAAGCACGAGAAAAUCCCAAUGAAGAUCUCGCAAAUUUUGUAGAAUUCACUGAUGAGGAGGGAUAUGGAAAAUAUUUAGAUUUGCAUGAAUGUUAUGAAAAGUACAUCAAUUUGAAGGGUAUUGAAAAAGUCGACUAUAUUACUUAUUUGGGUAUGUUUGAUCAAUUAUAUGAUAUACCGAAAGAAAGGAAAACUGGAGAAUACAGGAAGUAUCUGCUAUGUUUAAUUGAGUAUUUGUCUUGGUUUGUACAAAGAAUUAAACCUCUUAUGGAUCUGGACAGUGAUAUGCAAGAACAGGUUGAACAGGUAUUGGCAAACUGGGAUAGCGGUAGUGUACCAGGAUGGCCAAAAGAAACUGGUUCUGCAUUAGCAAACGUUGGAGCUCAUUUGGAUCUUUCGGCAUUUUCUAGCUGGGAAGAAUUAGCUUCUUUGGGCUUAGAUAGAUUAAAAUCAGCUUUGAUGGCCUUAGGAUUGAAAUGUGGUGGUACAUUAGAAGAAAGGGCGCAAAGAUUAUUUUCUACAAAAGGUAAAGGAUCUUUGGAUCCUUCCCUCAUGACAAAAAGCAAUAAAGGCAAAGCCAGUAAAGAAAGGGAGUUGUUAAGACAAAGGGAAUUGGCAACACUGGAAGCACAAAUCUAUAGGUUGGCAGAUUUAGUUUCCAGUCAGCGUUCAGCUACUAAAGAAAAUGUCCAACGAAAGCAAGCACGUACUGAUGGAGAAAGAGAUGACAGUGAAAAUGAAGAGAGUGAAGAUGAUAGCCCAGAUGAAGGAGAAGAUGAUGUUCCUUAUAACCCAAAGAAUCUUCCUUUAGGAUGGGAUGGGAAGCCAAUUCCAUAUUGGUUAUAUAAACUACACGGCCUCAAUAUAAGCUACAACUGUGAAAUAUGCGGUAAUUAUGUUUACAAAGGCCCGAAAGCAUUUCAAAGACAUUUUGCCGAAUGGAGACAUGCUCAUGGAAUGAGAUGUCUGGGAAUUCCAAAUACUGCACAUUUCGCCAAUGUUACGCAAAUUGAAGAUGCUUUGGCUUUAUGGGAAAAGUUGAAGGUUCAAAAACAAAGCGAACGGUGGCAGCCAGAAACUGAAGAAGAAUAUGAAGAUUCUCAGGGUAAUGUGGUCAAUAGGAAGACUUAUGAGGAUCUUAAAAGACAAGGAUUACUUUAAAUUUAAUUUAAAUCGUAUUUGUAACAUUAUCAUCAAUAAAAAUUAACUAACCAA